AUGAAAGCGGAUGACGUAUCCAACGUAGGGGGAUGGGACUGGUGGUCCUGGCUCACAGCGGGAUUUCUGUCUUGUCGAUUGGGGACACCUGCGGUCGCUGGUGGUCGCACCGGGAUUCUCGGAUUCUCCUCUACCUCGACAGAAAACGUACGGGACGAGAGGACCAGCGCCGGGGUGAAACCGAUUGACUUCACGAAAUCCAAACGAACUCAGACGGCUUUUCAAAUACUCGGCGUGGGGGACCCUCUCCUCGACCAUGGAUUCCCGUUCCCCCCUCCCCCCUCACCCGUUCUACAGCCGGAUGCGAGGGGUGCUGCUGGCCAGGACAUCAGCCUACCAGCCCCAAACCUCCCCAACGCAGCAGAUACAGAUGGGGACCGACAGAGAGAGAGCAGAAGACAAGAGAAACAAAGAGAAAAGGAUGAGGAGGAAGAGGCAAGACUGAGACGGGUCGAAGAGAAGCGAAUAAAGGAAGACCAGGAGGAAGAGGCAAGACUGAGACGGGUCGAGGAGAAGCGGAUAAAGAAGAAAGACGGAGCGGAGAAAGCUGCACUCUAUCAAGAACAACAUCCACGUAGAGGGGAACUCAACGAAGACGACCUAAACCUCGAAGAUAUUCAAACUCAGUGUCCCAUGAUCCAGGUGGCUGGACCCCGUGGUCCUUUAUUCGUCUACCGACCAUGGACCAUAUCUGAGAUGAAAGAGAUAUCCAAAGAUCACCUCCCAAAUGUUGAGUUGGGAGGUGCGAAAUUCUCCACCGCACUCGAGAUGUUCUGCAGACAAUUCUCCCCCACCAUGCCAGAGAUAAAGAAACUGUUGACUUUGAAAAUGGGUCCGACACACGUCAGCCAUUUCACCCAGCUACUGGGGGGCCAGCAGCGCAUGGCUGAGACAGAGUGGGAGCAUAACGACAACGCUGCCUACCGCGAUGCGUUAACCACCCUCCAGGCAGCAAUAACAGAAAAGUUUCCCGCCAAGGUCGACAUGUCAAGAAUCUACGCAUGCAAACAGAAUGCUGAUGAGACAGUAAAUGACUAUUUCCACCGCCUAGAACAGGUGUUCGUUGAGAACAGCGGCCUGAUAAAACAAGAAGGGGGACUGGCACCCGCUUUGGGGGUCUGGGAGACCCACCUCAGCAACGCUUUUCUCAACGGCCUAUCCCCGGCUAUUUCUGCAUCGGUGCGGAGCUCCUGCAUUGGCGUUAUGGACGGCGCCCGGCUGGAAGAAAUUCGCCGACAUGCCGUGCAUGCUGAAAAACACCUGUCAGAAGAGAGGGCCAGUGAGGAAAAGAAACGCCGUGACCGCAAAGAAAAAGCCCAACUAACCAUGGUCCAGGCUGUCACAACCGCCUGGUCCAAUCAAACCAAUCCGGGCCAGAGCGAUGGCCAGGACAGAGGAAAACAAGGAGGACGAGACGGUUACCGGGGUCGAGGAGGAAAAGGAAAAGGGAGAGGACGAGGCCGCCGACCAAACCGAUACGGCGAUGACCAAUGUUUCAACUGCGGAGAAAAGACUCAUUGGAGAGAGGACUGCCCACACGAAAAGAGGGAGAAUAACUUUCAAACGAAACAAAUGGACCGUAACAAAGACAAUUCUUCAAACUGACAUGAGGUGAUGGAGGGAGCGGGGGAAGAAGGAGUUCGGGUGGAGGAGACGGAACCACUGCCGACAGCAUCAGACCAGGGAAGUCAUACACACACACACAUCAUACAAGCAAUUGAAACAUUGGAAAAUUUAGAGAGAAUGUCUGUAGAGGGAAAUGGCACAUAUUUGAAAUAUGACACUGAAAAGGCAUUUAAGAAAUUUCCCACACUGACGUUGGCUAUAAUGGGUAUCGAUGUCACAUUUCUGGUUGAUUCUGGGGCUACCCAUUCUGUAGUGAAGAAAGCAGAUUUGCCAGAUUGCAAAUUUAGUGGUAGAUUUAUCCACUCAAUAGGAGCGGCUGGGGUAACUGUAAAGGAGAGGUUUUCUGUACCGCUGCAGUGUAAAGAUAACGGGGAUGACAGUCACCCAUUUCCCACCUCAGUCAAACACAGUUUUCUUGUAUCAUCUGUCUGCCCCAUAAAUUUACUGGGGAGAGAUUUGAUUCUCCGGCUCGGGCUAGACCUCAUUUCUACAGAUGAGGGUCUCAAGGUCCGACGACCAUCCCCCACGCUGUUUCAGAAUCCCACAUUUGAUGAUAAAGAACUGUUGAGUGUGUACCAAUGGCUGUUGACAUGUCCUGAUUCUCAGGAAUUGUUGCGGUUGACUCGUCAACGUGUCUUUCCACCUGCUGUGUUCAUGGAAGCGCCUCAGUUGCAUUGUACGGCUAAUGUGAUUAAUGAUCCAUGUAAAUACUAUGAUGAGGCUUUCCUGUUGGAAUGUGUGAAUGAUGAGAUCAUGCUGAAAACCAUGUAUUGGAAUUCAGUGUGUAGUGCUAUUUCUGUCACACUCACACCAGCACAACACAAACUGUAUCAAAUCCCAGGGGCGGUCCCGCACAUUUCACUAGCUAGGGGGCCCACGGAGAAAUGGAGGGAUUUGGGUCCAAUCGUUAAAGAUUGGGAAUCUAGCACUGAUUGGACAAACACAGACGACCCGUUGAUUCAGUUUUCCCCAUCACAGAACGUGGUUAAGUAUAGCAUUGACUGCCCAGUUCAUGCGCUGCGUUCUAUGACUCUCACAGGCAGUGAUGACUAUGUUAACCCCGUUGCUGGCCCAUUUGACCCGGAGCUCUCAUGUUUCAGUCAUAUUUCUGAGCUCCCUGACGCGCUAAAAACAGUGCCGCAGACACUGUGGGCAGCACACAAAUAUGAUGUGGGAUUGAUUCGCUCAGCGGAACCGGUAGUGAUCACUCCUAAAACUACGUUCCGUCCAAAUCAGCCCCAGUACCCACUUAAGCGUGAAGCUGUUGAUGGCAUUCGGCCAGUGUUUACCUCUCUGCUUAAACAAGGGGUCAUUAUUCCGUGUAACGAUUCCCCGGUGCGCACUCCAGUGUUUCCUGUCAAAAAGAUCAGAGACAAACCUCCUGACGAAUGGAGAUUUGUCCAGGAUUUACGAGCUGUGAAUGCUGCAGUGCAUGCUCGCGCACCGUUGGUGCCAAAUCCUUAUCUGAUUCUUUCCCAAGUGCCAGCCACUGCAGCAUUCUUCACUGUCAUCGACCUCUCAAAUGCAUUCUUCAGUGUUCCUGUACACAAAGAUAGUCAAUUCUGGUUUGCGUUUGAAUAUGAUGGUAAACCAUAUACAUUUACGCGUUUGUGCCAAGGCUAUUGUGAAUCACCUACUGUGUACAACCAGGCAUUGUGUACAAGUUUGGCCUCUCUCCAAGUUUCUAAAGGCACAGCUCUCAUCCAGUAUGUUGACGAUCUUAUGAUUUGCGCCCCCACAGAAGAGCAGUGUGAGGCAGAUACUAUUGCAUUGUUAAUGCAUCUCGCAGCAGAAGGCCACAAGGCAAGUUUGUCAAAACUCCAAUAUGUAAAAAGAACAGUUACAUUUUUGGGUCAUGUCAUUUCAGGAGAGGGGAAGACGCUUUCAGAUAAGCGUAUUGCAUCAUUGGCAGCUCUGCCAAAACCUGUCACUAAGCGACAGAUGAUGUCAUUUUUGGGAAUGUGCUCAUACUGCAGGUCUUUUAUUCCAAACUAUUCGCCUAUUGAGUUGCCACUGCGUACAAUUACGCAUGUCAGUGGGUUGAAACCUACAGAUCACCUCACAUGGACAACUGAGGCCGAUGAAGCCUUCAUUAAAAUGAAGCUGGCUCUUCAAUCCCCACCAACGCUAGGCCUACCUGAUCACACUAAACCUUUCACUCAGGCAGUGGAUGAACGACAUGGGUGUAUGACCUCAGUUCUCCUUCAAGAUCAUGGGGGAAAACAAAGGCCUGUGGCCUAUUUCUCCUCCAAACUGGAUUCAGUAGCUGCUGGUCUGCCAAAAUGCCUCCGUGCAGUGGCUGCAGCUGAGAAAGCGCUGAACUCCUCACGUGACAUUGUGGGAUAUGCACCUUUGACCCUGCUAGUGCCACAUGCUGUUUCUCUCAUCCUCUGUGAACAAAGAACAUCACACCUCUCUGCUGCACGAUACCUUAGGUAUCACACAUGUCUGUUAGACAUGCCUAAUGUGUAUGUCAAGCGAUGUAACACUCUCAACCCAGCAUCUCUUAUGCCUUUACCUGAGGAUGGUGACGAACACGACUGUGUCGCCGAACUUUUGGUUGUGUGCACACCUAGACCGGACUUAAAAGACAUUCCUCUGACCAACUCUGACCUAAUUCUGUAUGUUGAUGGGUCUGCCUCUCGCGACCAGGGGGGCACUAAUCGGGUGGGAUUUUCUGUUGUUUCAGAUUCAGCGGUGCUCCGUUCCGGCCCGCUCCCAUGUCAUCUGUCGGCACAGGCAGCAGAGCUCAUCGCACUAACUGAAGCCUGCACGUUUGCAGAAGGCAAAACCGUGACUAUUUACACUGACUCACGAUAUGCUUUCGGGGUAGUACACGAUUUUGGGGCUAUUUGGAAGUGCAGACAAUUUCUGAAAAGUGAUGGUAAACCAGUGCUUAACCACGUACUGAUUGCAGGCUUAUUAGAUGCCAUUCUACUCCCAUCUGAAAUUGCAGUCUGCAAAUGUGCCGCACACUCAAGCAGCACAGACCCAGUUUCCUUAGGAAAUGCGUCUGCUGACUCAGCUGCAAAGGCAGCUGCUCUGAUUCCUCUCACACCUCACUCACACUCAUUUGUUAAAAUCCCUGUCACCUCCUACACUGACAAGAUGUCAUCACUGACGUCCAUGCAGCAGUUAGCUGAUAAAACUGAGAAAGCUCAGUGGAAGGCGGCUGGAGCUGUAUUUGACCCAACCGCCAGCAUCUGGUUUGGUCCAAAUUCCAAUCCAUGUCUUCCAAGACAUUUCUUCCCUCAUUUUGCUAAAUUGACACAUGGGUUAGACCAUGUGUCAAAAGGGGGGAUGUUAGAAGCUAUCAAUCAAGAGUGGUUCACAAGGGGGUUCACAGUGACAGCUCAGAAGCACUGUGGAGCAUGCCUGAUUUGCAUUACGCAAAAUUCUGGUAGACCAGUAAAGGUUACAGGACCCGGAGCACAUCCACCUCCCACUAGGCCAUUUGAGCACCUAAUGCUGGACUUCAUUGAGCUUAGCCCAUCGGAGGGUAAGAAGCACUGUUUGGUGGUGGUUGACAUGUGGUCCAAAUGGGUUGAAGCUUUUCCAGUAAAAGCACAGACAGCAAAUGCUGUGGCAAAAGCACUACUUAGGGAAAUCAUCCCUAGAUGGGGACUACCAGACAAAAUUUCUAGCGACAACGGUUCACACUUUGCUAAUGAGGCCAUUGCACAGAUAGGGGAAUACCUAGGCAUGGAUAUCAGGAAGCAUUGUGCUUAUCAUCCACAGAGUGGGGGUGCGGUGGAAAGAGAGAACGGCACAAUCAAAAACAAACUUGCAAAAUGCUGUGCAGACACAGGUCUGUCAUGGACACAAGCUCUGCCCAUUGUGCUGAUGUACAUGCGGAUGCGGAAACGAACGCGGAGCCAACUCAGCCCUUUUGAAAUCCUUUUUGGGGCUCCUCCACAGAUAGGACUCAAGGCUCCAGGAUGUCCUCUUCCCUCCACAACGUUGUGUGAGGAUGCUAUGUUGUCAUAUUGUGUUAACCUGUCAUCCACUUUAGCAGAUAUCCGACGUCAGGUAGCCGCAGCAUUGCCUACCCCUGCCACUGGUCCACUUCAUCAUCUCGAACCCGGUGACUUCGUGCUGGUCAAAGAUUUCCGGAGAAAGAGCUGGAAAUCCAAUCGUUGGCAAGGUCCCUACCAGGUGCUUCUCGUCACCCAGACAGCGGUCAAGGUCGCCGAGAGAGCUACGUGGGUCCACGCCAGCCACUGCAAGGUCGUAGUCACAGGCCAGGAGAGACGGUAGUAAGAGGGCAACAAGUGACGUGUCCUAGUCACCAACAAGGAGAAGCAGAGGGCAACAAGUGGCGUGUCCUAGUCACCAACAGCACCACACAUGCACAACAUACACCAAAAACCUAACACGACCCACACAGGGGGCCACCAGCGAGUGCCAGCUGAGCGGUUCCACAUGCCUCUGGUUUCUCGUUUGAUGUGCUUCCAGUGUGCGGGGUCUACUUGUCCGUGCCACAGGAUUCGAGCAAACACACACACAAACCAGACGGAGCAUCCCCGCCGCCGCAUGAUGAGAAGACGACUACGUAACCGUGAGCAAAGUGGAGAGGGGGGAUGUCACUGGAGAGCCUGGACAAUUAUGGAAUGGGUUCUGGGCAUUCUGGCAAUGAUAGUAAUGAUAGGAUUAAUCCUGUAUUUCAUGCAUCCAUGGCCAUUACGCGGCAGUUCGACCAGGGUCAAUGUGUACAAGAGGUACAUGGGGAAAGCGGGGCGAAUCACCUGGGCGGAAGGGCUAGUCAAACCAGGGGGUGGGAACAUCACUCUAAGGGAUGGGGAAGAUAGCACAGUGCAGCUGAACCCGUGCGACUAUAUGUAUUGCACCGAUCCUAAGAAGCUGGGGUGGGCGGAUGCCUAUGUAUGCUACGUCGAGGAUGAUAGUCACACCGCUACUCACUGCUCCGGGGGCUGGGCGUUUGUUCUAUGGACUACCGAGCAUAACGAUUGGGGGUAUACACUAUGGGACGACAAAACAAACAUCAAAGGGAGAUUGUCUAUCUCCAAGGUAAAUUCCUCGAGCCCCGUUAUCCUGUUGCAACUCCAGGAGGCCCGAAAAUCAGAUGGAGGUUAUUAUGUUGUCUGUAUGUAUGUAUCCGGCGCGGACCCAUGUGGGGCAUUUUUCAUAGACAUCGUAACCAAGAUUCAAACCCCCGAACCAGAGAGGAAGGGUAAGCAGCCUUUGACGCAACUACUGACAUCCAUAGGUACAUCCACGUUUCUAAAACGUAACCCGUAUGUAGGCAAUAACGACCAUAACAACAUUGAUCAGAUCCAGUCUAAUAAUGGUAUCACCGGUAACGUCUGGUGGCACACUCUGAGAUCAUUCCUGCAGGCGGCAGGACAAAGUGGGUCAUGUUAUGCAUGCACCCUGUUUCCUCAUGACUCAUCAAUGUCCGUGCCAGUUCGUCCACGCUCUCUGACCCGGGUGGAACAACUCUGCGCGUUUAUGGCUCUAACAAGGCCCGUCAAGGGGGAGGAUCGUGUAACCGAGUGGCGGUAUGCUAGGAUACUUCCCCCACCAUGCAGUAAUCGGUCCAACUCCUCACUGCGUUCAUCCGCAUUUGACAGCACAUACGAUAAGUACCAACCUGUCAGCCACGUGCACCCUAACCAUCUGAGCGGAAUGAAACACGACCUCUGUAUCCGGAGGGAGUAUCAGAAAACGUCCCUUGUACCACCUUACUUCUUCCUAGGCACCACUACCGGUUGCAUGCGUAUCCUGCGCAGCACAUGCGGUCAGGGUAUUCACAAUAUCUCGGGUUGUCUCAUACCAGGGGCCCCAAACAGGGAAUAUUCUAACCGCGCAUUCCCUGAGACCGACCACCCUCCCCUCCAUGUGUCCUGGCCCAGCGAUUCUGGGUUCAGCGCACCACAAGAUUAUGUCUGGCUGUGUGGCGACAAGCUAUAUCAAGUUCUGGCUCCCCUCUGGGUGGGGACAUGCGCCCUAGUAGAUUUAAACCCAGCAGUCACUGUCCUCACAUCUUUAAUGUACACGACACAUCAUUACACAGAGUUCCAACACCCCGACCACCACAAGGUGAAAAGAGAUCUGACGACACCAGGGGAAAAAUUCGUUGGAGGUCUGUUUCCAUGGUGGGGCACCGUAAACAAUGCCCAUAAGGUAGACGCCUUACACGUUCGUCUGGAGAACCUCACGUAUGAGACAACGCAAGGUUUUCAGGCAUUGACCCCAUUCAUGAUAGCCUCUAGGAAUAUGCUUAUGCAGCACCAAUUUGCGCUCGAUCUUUUGUUCGCCUCAAAGGGUGGCCUGUGCCAUGUGAUCGGUGACUCCUGUUGCACUUACAUUCCCGACGCCACAAGGAACAUCACUGACACCGUGCUACAUCUUAACAACCUAUUGGCCGACAUGAAAGCGGAUGACGUAUCCAACGUAGGGGGAUGGGACUGGUGGUCCUGGCUCACAGCGGGUGGGUGGGAAGCAUGGGUGGCUAGGAUAAUUACACCCUUGAUGAUCAUUUUUGGCCUGAUAAUCAUGUGUACCUGUUUGAUUAUUCCAGUACUGAAGAAAUGCGUGUCCAGCAUGAUAUCCUCAGCUUUUGUUCAGUAUGCUGCAAUUCCGCUAAACGAGAAUCCACGCCACAGCUAUGAUAAUCUCAUACCUUGCACUCCUUCCUAUGACACUCCCGACUAUGAGAAUGAAUCAGAAGAGUCCGAGUACGAGGCUACAAUAUAAUCCAUGCGAAGUAAAAUGUGCCCUCCUAUUAUGCCUUAAAAUAUAUAUAUCGGAGUCUGUCCUCCACAAAAACAGCCAGUUUUCUAUGAUAUGUUUAUGAUGUGUUUACUUAAACCAGGAAUGGGGUGUAUUCAUUGAUGUGUUAUAUCAGUCUAUCCUAUCAUUUUCAUUGAGUGAUCAAAGUAUGAUCAAAAGGGGGGAAUGUAAUGGCAAACUUUGUUUACAGGAAGGUUAAGGUUUCUUAUGGUGCAGACUUUCUAUAAAGACCAUACAUGGACAUAUCCACUGCAGUUCUUAAAAUGAUGUGUUCUGCUUGUAACCUUUACUAGUACUAUCAGCAUUUUCUAUAAUAAUAUAUAUCUGCUUAGGACCUCUGUCAGCAUUCUGCAAGUGUGUCUGCAAUGAUAUAUUGACACUCAUGACCUUAAAAAUGUCAUAGUCAGGUCUGGGUGAUGUGUUUUAGUUCAUGUCCUCUGUCUCCCUGGAAAGUGACAUUUAAGGUCGCCUCAGGUCUUAAACUUAACGAGGGGGCUGGGUACCAGGAGCAGGGCAAUGGGCAAGUUCCUGUUUAGUUUCCCUGUCUUAUAAUCAAGUUCCCCAUUUCUUAGCUUCCAUCUGUUGCUGACAAGUUUCCUAACUUCCCUCUUGCUGAACAGGCCCUUGGUUCGAUCUAUUAGUGAUUGACAGUUUCAGUUCCUUUGGAAAGCUUAUCUCUCCUGCCAGGGCCCCUCCUAAUGAGUGACGGGAUGUUGUUGAACUGACCAAAAUCCUAUAUAACCUGUAUGUAUUUUCUACUCUGCGCGCACUCUCUCAGGAUACUCUGUGUUCUGUGAGACCUGUGUCUUUGAAGCUUCAAAUAAAUAACCGGAAAGACAA
This is a messenger RNA of Gymnodraco acuticeps, 9219 nucleotides long. RefSeq lists its product as uncharacterized. Gene Ontology annotation, molecular function: zinc ion binding; nucleic acid binding. Bases 1 to 1605 code for a protein of 534 amino acids. The record is from RefSeq and is a predicted model, not a curated record. The transcript has 3 exons. Lineage: Eukaryota; Metazoa; Chordata; Actinopteri; Perciformes; Bathydraconidae.